GCAUACGCUACUUACGUCCACCAACUCCAUCCUCAUCUACAAACCAUCGUCAACAUGGAGAAUCAAGUUGCAAGUGUCAAGGCCUCAGAGCAUGACCUAGCCGGCAAAGUGGCAGUUGUGACAGGUGCUUCGCGCGGUAUCGGACGAGGCAUUGCCCUCCACCUCUCAAGCCGCGGUGCGAGCAUCAUUGGAACAUGUUCUGCACCGUCCUCCCUGAGCAAAAUCGAAGGCUUGAAAGCCGAGGUGGCUUCACUGUACAGCAAAGACACUAGAUUCUCCGCACCACGGAUUACAGCUGUCGUUGCGCCGCUUCUAGAACCCCAACAGUAUUGUACCGCUAUUGUCAACGCAGUCAAAGAGUACGGGGGCUUGAACAUCCUCGUACAGAACGCUGCGGUCGUGGAAGUUGCGCCAGUGGACUUGAUCGGCCAGGACCACGUUACUCGCUUGCUUACAGCCAACGUUGAAGCACCUGUAUUUCUUGUGCAAGCACUUCUCCCGUAUUUUCGCCCUGACAGCCGUAUCAUUAAUAUCUCUUCUGAAGGAGGUCGAGAUCCUUCUCCAGUUGCUUUGGUUUACAGCGGUUGCAAGAGCGCUUUGGAAUCAAUGACUCGCGUAUGGGCUGACGCAUUGGGGACACGGCCUGGGAUGGAGAGGACUACAGUGAACUCAGUUGCUGUUGGCAUUACCCAGACUGAAUUGGCAUCACAAAUGCCGGAUACCCCCGAAAUUCGACAGUUCCUUGAAGCGAAGGAAAAUGCAUGCAGUGUAGAGAAGAGACUUGGUAGAGUUGGUGAUAUAGCUGAAAUCGUUGGCUUUUUGUCAUCUGAGAAGAGUCGAUGGGUCAGUGGGAGCGUGGUCUGCGCAAAUGGUGGUGCUGUAAAAAUACUUUAGGAAAAAGCCUUUCUCCGUCCGUCUAAGCUCGCCAGAGCUUCACGGUUCAAUCCUAGGUACUUGUCGCGACGAGGAACGAUUCCAGGUCAGAGUUUCACGAGUAGAUUAUCAA
Molecule: messenger RNA, 1006 nt
Organism: Colletotrichum godetiae
Lineage: Eukaryota; Fungi; Ascomycota; Sordariomycetes; Glomerellales; Glomerellaceae
Product: 3-oxoacyl-reductase
Exons: 4
Coding region: 55-894 (279 amino acids)
Molecular function (GO): oxidoreductase activity
Source: RefSeq, a predicted model, not a curated record